This is a messenger RNA of Aspergillus melleus, 1374 nucleotides long. RefSeq lists its product as uncharacterized. Gene Ontology annotation, cellular component: vacuolar membrane. Gene Ontology annotation, biological process: amino acid transmembrane transport. NCBI's taxonomy places the organism in Eukaryota, Fungi, Ascomycota, Eurotiomycetes, Eurotiales, Aspergillaceae. Gene Ontology annotation, molecular function: amino acid transmembrane transporter activity. The transcript is spliced from 7 exons. The record is from RefSeq and is a predicted model, not a curated record. The coding region runs from base 1 to 1374 and encodes 457 amino acids.
AUGGAUCACCAUCUGCCUAGCAUGGCUUCUGAAGCCGUCGACGUUGAAAAUGUCCAGAAGGAAAAGCAUGAUCUGCCGAUUGACGGGGACAAAGUUGAUAUCGGGUCCUGUCGGGAGGAUGCGUUCGGCAACGAGGAGCACGCGCAGGUCAAAUAUAAGACCUUGAAAUGGUGGCAAUGCGGUCUGCUCAUGGUGGCCGAGACCGUUUCUCUCGGUGUUCUCGCCUUACCAUCGGCAAUCGCAGCACUGGGACUGGGCCCUGCGCUGGGAAUUCUCAUCGGUCUGGGUGGUUUGGCCACCUAUACAGGCUAUGUGACGGGGCAGUUCAAAUGGCGGUACCCUCAUGUGUCGAGCACUGCGGACGCCGGUGAAGUCUUAAUGGGCCGUUUCGGCCGGGAGUUGCUAUUCGGCAGUAACAUUUUGUAUCUGGUCUUUCUAAUGGCGAGUCAUAUAUUGACCUUCACGGUGGCCAUGAACACGAUCACCAAACAUGCCACCUGCUCUAUCGUCUUUGGGGUUGUCGGGCUAGUGCUUUCCUUCUUGUUUGCUCUUCCCCGAACCCUGAAGGGCAUGACAUGGCUUUCGGCUAUUUCGUUUACGAGCAUCAUGGCCGCCCUGUUCUUAACGAUCAUUGCUGUCGGCGUUCAGAACGACGAGAAACCAGUCAAGGCCGCCGUGAAGACCGACCUAGUCACUGGCUUCACGGCUGCAUCUAACAUUGUCUUUACCUUCGCAACCCACAAUACUUUCUUCACUAUGAUGUCAGAGCUCAAAGAGCCAAGGGAAUUUCCGAAGUCUCUGGCCAUGCUGCAAGGUCUUGACCUUUCCAUCUAUCUUGUUGCAUCUGUAGUUAUCUACCGAUAUGCAGGAGAAGACGUGACUUCCCCUGCCUUAGGAUCCGCCGGGCCUCUGAUCUCGAGGAUCGCCUACGGAAUUGCUCUACCGACAAUUGUUAUUGCUGGUGUGAUUAUCAGCCACAUCGCCUGUAAACAGAUCUACAUCCGACUGCAUGCCGGGACAGCACGCAUUCAUACGAAGGAUUUCGUAUCUGUCGGGUCCUGGGUCGGCAUUGUGGGCUGUCUUUGGAUCAUUGCCUGGAUCAUCGCCAUGUCUAUUCCAGUUUUCAACAGUCUCCUUAGUUUGAUUGUUUCUUUGUUUGCAAGUUGGUUCUCCUUCGCGCUUCCUGGCAUCUUCUGGUUCUGGAUGAACAAGGGGCGUUGGUUCGCAUCGCCUCGCAAGAUCCUUUUAUCUUGCAUCAACGUUCUUGCUAUCGUCGUGGGCCUUACUCUGUGUGGUCUGGGUCUCUACACCUCCGGCAAAACGAUACACGACGAUCCUAGCAGCGCAAGUUUCUCUUGUGCUGAUAAUUCGUGA